UUCAACCUUUGCCCGUUGCCCAACUGCUUCAUCAAACCACCUUCACGUUCACAAUCCCGAUUGCAUGCAAACGGGGAACCUGCCUCUCAAUAAUGACGUAGCGACAAUCCUUACACACUGACAGACUGGAACCGCUGCCAACAUGUCUGUCAGUCCGGCGCAGUCUCUCCAGCUGACGGACUAUCUCGAGAAGCUGCCUGGUACGACCUUUAGGAAGCUCUACCAGCAGCCCUCGACUUCCUUUGCCAUCUUUCGGCGCAUGCUCACACAUCUGGCGAAGACGUUUGUCAUGCGGAUGCUCUUCAUGCCAAAGCCGAUGCUGCUCACCGAACUCGACGAUUGGGUCAAACCUGACGCGAAACGGCAAAAAGACCAGGCACUCUCGAUUCUCCGAGGGCUGCACAUCAUACAGAUUUCGGUCCCAUCCAAGGAGAAACCGCAAGAGCUGUACUUGACCGCCAACUUCAAGACGUCUCUCAGGCUCGCUCUCACCGGAGGCGGCACGCACAAUUCUUUCGGUGUUCCUUCAAGCCUCGCCGUUCCCACCGAGAUCGACAUCGCAUUCCUCGAUCGAUACGCGCGAAAGAAAUGGGAGGACAUUCUCCACUUUGUCGUCUCGAGCGUCGGCUACAAAAGCGCAGGCGAGUCCUCCGGACCGAACAAGAGCGUCAAAGACCUGCUUGUCGCCGGUCGGUUGGUGGACCGACGGCCAAAUGGGAGCGUGGGCAUUACGCAGGCCGGAUUUACGUUUUUGCUGCAGGAGGCAAACGCGCAGGUCUGGACACUGCUUCUCUUGUGGCUGGAAGCGAGCGAGAUCAACAGGGCUGCGGGACUCGAGACUGUUGACAUGCUGUCCUUUCUAUUCGUUUUGGCCAGCUUGGAGCUGGGGCGCGCCUACGACACCAAUGCGCUGACGGAGCAGCGGAAGAAUAUGCUUCCCUCGCUACUGGAUUUUGGACUCAUCUACAUCCCGCAGCACAAACGAUCCAUGUUCUUUCCUACGAGGCUGGCGACAACUCUGACAAGUGGUGGAAACAGCUUGCGGACAAUCAGCGACGGGGUCGCGGCCGCAACAUCCGCUGCGCUCAACCCCAGCCAAGCUGGACCGUUGGGCGGCACCGGCGAGCAAAAGGGCAGCGUGGUUGUGGAAACUAAUUAUCGCAUCUACGCAUACACGCAGUCGACCCUGCAGAUCGCGGUGCUUGCCCUUUUCACCAAGCUCAGCAUGCGCUUCCCGGAUAUGGUUGCUGGCCGGCUUACCCGCUCGUCCAUCCGCCAGGCCAUCAACUUUGGCAUCACCGCCGACCAAAUCAUCUCGUACCUCGCGGCCCACGCGCAUGACCAGAUGCAUCGCACGGCAGCGCUGACCAACAAACCGGUCCUUCCGCCAACAGUAGUUGAUCAGAUUCGCCUAUGGCAGCUAGAGAACGAGCGCAUGAAGACGACCAGCGGAUUCCUGUUCCGUGACUUUGACGACCACAAGGAGUUUAUGGAGACGGCUCGCUUUGCGGAGGAGAUUGGCGUGCUGGUAUGGAGGGGCGACAAGUCUGGCAUGUUCUUCGCCAGCAAGCAUGAACAGAUUCGGGACUAUCUGAAGAGCAGAAAGCGUGCUGAGUAGACAACACUUGCGUCGGGAUGCGGGGUGUCAUAGAGCCACAAAACGGAGUGAUGAACAUGGGAACGCGGCGUUCACCAAAUGGUAUGGCGUUGGGUACGCCAAGAGGCAUGUGGGAUAUGGAGGUCUCGACGACCUGUAGGAACGGUGCGUCGAUGAUCACAAUGACGACCAUCACGAGGAUAAAGACACGAAUUGUUCCAUGUACAAAGAAUCUUGUCAUUAUCAUCUUGGCUUCUAUAGUCUGGUGCCCUCUGUUUGUCCGACUCCCUAUCCCAAAUUUCCCAUCAGC
Molecule: messenger RNA, 1907 nt
Organism: Purpureocillium takamizusanense
Lineage: Eukaryota; Fungi; Ascomycota; Sordariomycetes; Hypocreales; Ophiocordycipitaceae
Gene: TFB2
Product: RNA polymerase II transcription factor B 52 kDa subunit
Exons: 3
Coding region: 143-1618 (491 amino acids)
Biological process (GO): nucleotide-excision repair
Cellular component (GO): transcription factor TFIIH holo complex; transcription factor TFIIH core complex
Molecular function (GO): double-stranded DNA binding; ATPase activator activity
Source: RefSeq, a predicted model, not a curated record